CCUUUUUCUUUUGCUUUGUAAAUGUUAUUGUUGAUAUUAGCAGUGGAGUAGUGCCAAAAAUUCUUUCUCAUCUGAUAUGAACCAAUUAAAGCAAAUUCACGCCUAUACUCUUCGAAAUGGCAUAGACUAUAAUAAAACUCUCACUGAAAGGCUCAUCCAAAUCCCAAACGUUCCUUAUGCCCAUAAGCUGAUCGAUCUUAUUCCCAGCCCAAAUGUCUUCCUUUACAACAAGCUUAUUCAAGCUUACUCCUUUCAAAACCAACUCCACCAAUGCUUCUCAAUCUACUCCCAAAUGCGCUCCAGAAACUGCACGGGAAACCAACACACUUUCACAUUCCUCUUCGCCGCGUGUGCCUCUUUUUUCUCUCCUCUCCAUGCCCAAAUGCUUCACACCCAUUUUAAAAAGUCGGGUUUCGAAUCUGAUGUAAUUGCCUUGACCGCUUUAGUUGACAUGUAUUGUAAAUUGGGCAUGGUAGCAUUUGCACACCGAGUGUUUGAUGAAAUACCUGUUAGGGAUAUACCAACUUGGAAUGCGUUAAUUGCUGGUUAUUCAAGGUGUGGGGAUAUGGAGGGAGCGUUAAAAAUUUUCAAACUGAUGCCCGAUAGGAACGUGGUUUCGUGGACUGCGAUGAUAUCUGGGUACUCGCAGAAUGGACGGUAUGCUAAGGCAUUAGAAUUAUUUUUGAAGAUGGAGAAGGAGAAUGGUUUAAGACCUAACGAGGUGACUAUUGCUAGCAUACUUCCAGCUUGUGCAAAUCUAGGGGCAUUAGAAGUUGGUGACAGGAUUGAAACAUAUGCCAGAGAAAAUGGGCUAUUGAGGAAUUUAUAUGUGAGCAAUGCGUUACUGGAAAUGUAUGCAAGGUGUGGCAAAAUUGACAUGGCGAGGAAAGUGUUUGAUAAGAUUAUUGGCAAGAGGAGAAACUUGUGCUCUUGGAAUUCGAUGAUCAUGGGUUUGGCUAUCCAUGGGAGAAGCCAUGAUGCCCUUCAUCUUUACAAUCGAAUGCUGAUAGAAGGAAUUGCUCCCGACGAUGUCACAUUUGUUGGAAUUCUAUUAGCAUGUACUCAUGGUGGCAUGCUUGUAAAAGGCCGACAACUUUUUCAAUCAAUGGAAAGAAAGUUCAGGAUCGCUCCCAAAUUGGAACACUAUGGUUGCAUGGUUGAUCUCCUGGGGCGUGCUGGAGAACUCCAAGAAGCUUAUAAUCUCAUAAAGAGUAUGCCUAUGAAGCCAGAUUCUGUAAUUUGGGGGGCGCUACUCGGAGCUUGUAGUUUCCAUAAGAAUGUUGAGUAUGCAGAGAUAGCAGCUGGGUCUCUCUUUGAACUAGAACCCUGGAAUCCAGGAAAUUAUGUAAUUCUUUCCAAUAUAUACGCAUCAGUAGGCCGAUGGGAUGGGGUUGCAAAACUUAGAAAGCUGAUGAAGGGUGGCCAAAUAACGAAGACAGCAGGAUAUAGUUUCAUUGAAGGUGGUGGUAAAAUCGAAAAGUUUAUUGUGGAAGAUUUGUCACACCCGAGGUCUGAUGAAAUAUACACUUUACUGAAUGAAAUUUCAACUAAGAUGAAGCAACAAAGUGCGGAUAAUUUUGAACCUGACCUUGAAGGAUUAUGCUUAAUGGAGUAGAAUAGUUCUGCUCUAUUUGCUCUUAUGAUCAAUGCGAUAAACACAGUGCCCCUUGCAUAAUUCAACAUGCAUACGAAAAAAAUGAUCAUUUGUGUUAUUUAGAUAAACUGAACUCAACUUGGACUUAAGGUCGGACAUUAAGGAAGUGUAAAGUAAGCAACGAAAUUCGUUACUUACCAUUUCUAUUCAUUGAGAUACACAAAAUGAGUUAUAUUUUUCCUUCGUAA
Ricinus communis (castor bean) is the source of this 1842-nucleotide messenger RNA. Its product is annotated as pentatricopeptide repeat-containing protein At5g08510. The record is from RefSeq and is a predicted model, not a curated record. NCBI's taxonomy places the organism in Eukaryota, Viridiplantae, Streptophyta, Magnoliopsida, Malpighiales, Euphorbiaceae. Gene Ontology annotation, biological process: RNA modification. The transcript has 2 exons. Bases 77 to 1615 code for a protein of 512 amino acids. Gene Ontology annotation, molecular function: RNA binding; protein binding.